AUCUAGGGCGGUAGUGAAUUUAAAUAAAAGAACCGUGUUUAGGAAGACACGUAGGAACGAUAACUUAUCACAGGGGUCCAGAGUUAUCUCCCUUUACUGACACCUGCCAGCUGCAGUGUUAAAGAGCACAGGACGCAUAGAGACACGUUAGUCCCACCAACAUCGCGGACCGAAUGAUAGAUUAAAAUUUGAUUGUUACGCAAAAAAAUUACUUGGACAAAAUGUUUCCAUUACAAGUCUUUGGAUUACUAAAUAUAUUUCUCACUUGUACAUCUGGAUAUUAUCUUUGUCCCCAGAACGUGCAGUGUCCGCCCGGAUGUACUAAAAUAGACACAAGAGGAUGUAAACUCUGCGCAUGCGGGCCUGGUAUGUUCCAUCCAGGAGGAUAUGUAGGAAUGCCUAAAGGAAUGAUGGGUGGUUUCGGGGGAUUCCAGCCCGGAUCUAUGGGGGGAGGAAGUCCUUUCGGUGGUAUGCAGGGCGCUAAACACGUGACUGAGCGGCCAUUGAAGCAGUGCCCCGGCACCAUGCUGUGCAUGAUGACCUGUAAAGGUCACUACACUCUCGGUGACGUAGGCAGUAAUGGCUGUCGAUCAUGCACAUGCCCCACCCACCACGAAACGUCAUCACAUGUGAUGGUGGUACAAACGUCGUCUCACUCUACCUCUCACGCAUCUUCACACCACGACUGCGCGGGAACUAAACUGUGUAUGAUGACCUGCCACACCAGAUAUAUGCUAGGAGAGAGGGGUUCCGAUGGAUGCCAGUCCUGCACAUGUCUUCCAGCCCCCACCGAGGCCCCGAAGCCCGCCCCCACCAAGUCAUGCAUGUCAACCGUACUGUGUAUGCUGUCCUGUAAGACUGGUUAUUCACUGGGUUCAACUGGCAGUGACGGCUGUCAAACUUGCACGUGUAUUGCACCACCGACCCGACCUCCUACAACCCCGGCACCAAAGGUCAUGACAUGCACUCACACUAUAGAAUGUAUGCUAAACUGUAAACAAGGCUACACGUUAGGAAACACCGGAACUGAUGGCUGUCCACAAUGCACAUGCGUAGUUCCUACUAAAGUGGUACAAGUGGUGGAGGUAUUGACCUGCUCUAAGAAUAUAGAAUGUAACUCAGGUUGUGGGGCCGGGUAUAAGUGCGGACAUGACGGAUGUCCGACGUGCGACUGUAUCAAACCAGCGACUGUGGGUCUGACGGUUGUGGAGGUGGUGAAACAGCCUGUACGUUGUACAACCGCCUUCUCGUGUCCCGCCUCCUGUGAACUCGGAUACAAGUGUGGAUCAGAUGGGUGCCCCACGUGCGAGUGUUUGAUUGCUGUACAAACAGUUCCUCAGACGACAUCUGAGCCUUGUCACGACUGUGAUGGCGGGGUAGCAGUCCCACAGCAAGUACAAACAGGUCACUGUACGGACUGUGAUACAGGUCACGAACAAAUAAUGCCUCAUGUCUCUACUGGCCAAACUUGUGACAAUGGAUGCGAUAACUCGGGACACUCAAGUGGAGGUGCGCCAUCUACAACAGGGGGGUCAGGUGGAAUGCCUUCAGGCUUCAAGCCAGGGUCAGGCACAGGAAACGGAGGAGGAAUGCCUUCAGGCUUCAAACCAGGGUCAGGAAGCGGAAACGGAGGAGGAAUGCCUUCAGGCUUCAAACCAGGGUCAGGAAGCGGAAACGGAGGAGGAAUGCCUUCAAGCUUCAAGCCAGGAUCAGGCACAGGAAGCGGAGGAGGAAUCGGAACUGCGAGCGGAUCUGGUAUGGCUUCUCCCUUUAAUCCAAACACAAAUGGGGGCAUGACAGGAGGUUCUGGAUCAGGAAGUAGUGGAUCGGGUAUUCCCUCUCCUUUCAAUCCCGGCACGAACGGGGGUACGGAUGGAACGGGUACAGACUCGGGAAUGACUUCCCCGUUUAACCCAAGCACAAAUGGAGGAACAAGUACAGGAGAAGGAUCCGUAAGUCCAAAUGGAUCCGGAAUGCCUUCCCCCUUCAACCCAGGAACCAAUGGUGGGGGGACCUCAUCAUCUGGAGGUGGAAUGUCUUCCCCUUUCAAACCUAACUCAGGAGCUACUAAUGGUAACGGAAACGGGGCUGGAUCCUUUUCUCCCGGAUUGCUAGGAGUAUCUGGAUCUUCAUCAGAAAAUUCUGGUACAAAUCCUCUUUUGCCCCAAUUUUUACAAGGAAGCAGUGGAAUGGACGCUCAUCAAACUAUUGCUGGAGGGACAGAACCCGGAGCAGGAAGCGGUGGUUUCACAGCCGGUGGUGCUGGGGGUAGUCUCACUCAAAUCAACACUGAACAAUCGUACGGUCAUCAGGUAGACAAUAGUCAAUACAAUGGACAACAGACAGGCAUUGUGGCGACCAAUACUAACGGGCAAGCUGGUGGAAAUUUCUCUAAUCCAUUCACGGCAUCAGGAAACGGGGCUUUUACUAAUGAUGGAUUCAAACCAAGUCCUUUCAUGCAGGCAGCAGGACAAAAUGGUGGGAGCGGACCCUUUGCUGGAGCCAUGAAUUCUAAUAACGCGACUUCUGUUGGCCCUUUUGCUUCAGUAGGCGGGAAUGUUAACGCAGGAUCCUCAGAAAAUACGUUCCCAAAUCCUUUCCAAACAGCCGGCGGAACGGGUGGUAAUGCUGCAGGAAAUAAUGGAGCGACAGGCUCAACAGGCUUUGGAAGUAAUCCUUUCCAAGCUACUGGAUUUAGUCAGGGACCUCAGCCUUCAACAGGUGGAUCAAAUGGCAUGAUGGUUGGUGGUGCAGGAAAUGGAAAACCAGGAACAACUAGCGGAGGAAUGAGUCCACAGGGUGGUGGUGUAAAUGGUGGAGGAAAUAAACCAAGUUCAGGAGGAGGAAUGGGAGGAGGGUUCAAUCCAUUACAAGGAGGAACAGGAGGAAACAUGCCUACAGGUCUCGGAGGUGGAUCAGGGCCAGGUAUGGGUGGUGGUGCUAUGGGCAGUGGAGGAAAAGGGCCAAUGGGUAACUUCCACACACCCAGUGGAUAUGGCGGAUCAAUGGGAGCAGGGGCGAUGAUGGGUGGAGCUGCUGCUGGUGGUCAAAUGAUGGGCGGAUCAUCAGUAGGCGGACAGGGAAGCAAACUAGAUGUCCAGUUCGUGAUUAAACAUUGUCCAGAGACAAUGCACUGUAUGACCACAUGUCCCCAGGGAUACAAACUUGGAGGA
This is a messenger RNA of Saccostrea cuccullata (small rock oyster), 3173 nucleotides long. RefSeq lists its product as uncharacterized. The record is from RefSeq and is a predicted model, not a curated record. NCBI's taxonomy places the organism in Eukaryota, Metazoa, Mollusca, Bivalvia, Ostreida, Ostreidae. The annotation marks the transcript as partial. The transcript has 13 exons.